AUGAUUUGUUUUUCUCGAGUUCUAAGAUGUUACUCCGAUCGUUCUUCCACAAAAGGGUUGAUAAACUUUGAAAUACAAAAGCAUUUUUUCACCACAAAUAGUGUUUUUAUGAAAGAAAAUAAUGAAAAAGAAUUGCCAGUGGGCGUUCCUGCAUUCGUAAGCUCAGAAAUGCUACCUGCAAUUAAUUUGAAGGAGAUAUAUGAAAAGAAUGAAGCAAAGAUAGAGGAGAUAUAUAAAAAGAAUGAAGCAAAGAUAGAGGAGAUAUAUAAAAAGAAUGAAGCAAAGAUAGAGGAGAUAUAUAAAAAGAAUGAAGCAAAGAUACUUAAACUAACAAAGGAAAACAAUAAAAAGGAAGCCGUGUUACAAGCAAAGAUACUUAAACUAAGCAAGGAAUUCAAGCCUGUUUGCAAUGAACCUAUUGAUAAAUUGUUACAUAAAUUAUGUGUACAAGAAGAUUUUAAAAAAUGUCUGAAAGAAACGUGCAAGUUAAAUAAGGUGCAUAUAAAUGCAGUGACAAAAUGCAUUGAGGGACUUUAUCAUACGGCAUCAAAAUCACUGCAUGGUCGCGAGGGAAAUGAAAUUAUUAUUUCCGCAAAAGAUUGGGUGGCCAACGAAGCAAUUGCCUUGGGACUCUUCUUCAAAUAUUAUAAUAUUCCUUUUGUUUAUUGGGAUGAGAUGGGAGAAUCUAGGGAUUUUCCAUACGAGAUAGCUGUGGAUUAA
Molecule: messenger RNA, 720 nt
Organism: Diversispora eburnea
Lineage: Eukaryota; Fungi; Glomeromycota; Glomeromycetes; Diversisporales; Diversisporaceae
Source: the annotation of a GenBank genome assembly